This is a messenger RNA of Vigna angularis (adzuki bean), 1827 nucleotides long. RefSeq names its product amino acid permease 3-like. The transcript is spliced from 7 exons. Bases 118 to 1581 code for a protein of 487 amino acids. Gene Ontology annotation, cellular component: plasma membrane. NCBI's taxonomy places the organism in Eukaryota, Viridiplantae, Streptophyta, Magnoliopsida, Fabales, Fabaceae. The record is from RefSeq and is a predicted model, not a curated record.
UAAUCUCAACAAAUUAGUAGAGACCAAACACCUACUCAUUAUACCUUCUACUUCUCUUUCUUUCACAUUCUUCCUCUUUUCCUAUUCUUUCUACCAGAGCUGCUGCACCAACCAUAGAUGGUUGGCAUGGAUGGCCAUGGCAGCAAGCAUGAUCAGCAAACAUUUAACGUCUCCCUUGACAUGCAUCAACAAGGAGACUCUAAGUGUUUCGACGAUGAUGGUCGCCCCAAACGAACAGGAACAGUGUGGACUGCGAGUGCACACAUAAUAACCGCAGUGAUAGGGUCUGGAGUUCUCUCUUUGGCUUGGGCUAUAGCUCAGCUUGGAUGGAUUGCUGGUCCUGCUGUUAUGCUUCUUUUUUCUGCCAUCACUUACUUCACUUCCCUUCUUCUCACUGAUUGUUAUCGUACCGGUGACCCUCUCACUGGCAAGAGAAACUACACUUACAUGGAUGCUAUUCGUUCUAACUUUGGUGGCAACGACUUUAAGGUCAAGAUGUGUGGACUGGUUCAGUAUGUUAACCUUUUUGGAAUCUCCAUCGGUUACACCAUAGCGUCUUCCAUUAGCAUGAUGGCAAUCGAAAGAUCUAAUUGUUUCCACAAGAGCGGAGGGAAGAAUCCAUGUCAUAUGAACAGCAACGUCUACAUGAUUUCGUUUGGAAUAUUGGAGAUUAUUUUCUCUCAAAUUCCAGGCUUCGAUCAAUUAUGGUGGCUGUCCUUUGUAGCUGCUGCCAUGUCAUUCACAUACUCCACCAUUGGGCUAGGCCUUGGUAUUGGAAAGGUCAUUGAGAACAGAAAAGUGGGGGGAAGCUUAACCGGGAUAACCGUUGGUUAUGUGACUCAAACUAAUAAAGUCUGGAGAACCAUGCAAGCGCUUGGUGACAUAGCAUUUGCCUAUUCAUACUCCUUCGUCCUUAUAGAAAUUCAGGACACGGUGAAAUCACCUCCAUCGGCAUCAAAAACAAUGAAGAAGGCUGCUUUCGUCGGUGUUGCAGUCACCACCUUUUUCUACAUGCUUUGUGGCUGCUUUGGGUAUGCUGCUUUUGGAGACUCAAGCCCUGGAAACCUUCUCACUGGUUUUGGCUUCUAUAACCCAUACUGGCUCCUUGACAUUGCUAAUGCUGCCAUUGUGAUCCACCUUGUUGGUUCAUACCAAGUCUACAGCCAGCCCCUCUUUGCUUUCAUUGAGAAAAACGUAGCACACAGAUUCCCAGAUAGUGAUUUUGUGAACAAAGAAAUUGAAAUCUCAGUCCCUGGUUUCCAUUCCUACAAGCUCAACCUCUUCCGAUUGGUUUGGAGGACAACAUAUGUUGUGGUAAGCACUUUAAUAGCAAUGCUGCUCCCAUUCUUCAAUGACGUAGGAGGGCUUAUUGGAGCAUUUGGAUUUUGGCCCCUUACUGUGUAUUUCCCAGUGGAAAUGUAUAUUGCUCAGAAGAGAAUACCAAAGUGGAGCUCUAAAUGGAUCUGCCUCCAAACACUCAGCCUUGCUUGCCUUUUGAUGACCAUAGGAGCUGGAGUUGGCUCUAUUGCUGGGAUUCUCAUUGAUCUUAAGACUUACAAGCCUUUCAAGACAAACUAUUGAUUCAACUAUGGUUUCCAUUCAUAGAGAUUUUCAGAAAGAACAUUCCAUGUCUUGUACAUGUUCAUAUGAAACCCAGGAUGGUGAUGUGUUUGUUCAUGGCCUAACAUCUGUGUUCCACUUCUUCCUACUGUUUCUGUUAGUCUAACUUGUUCUGCAACAUAAUUCAGAAUGAAAGAAGUGAUGUAAAAGCAUAUAAAUCUAGAGUAAUUAUAAUCACAUAUUCAGCUUCUGUGCUUCUUACUUUCA